Daphnia carinata is the source of this 2750-nucleotide messenger RNA. RefSeq names its product cholecystokinin receptor type A-like. The record is from RefSeq and is a predicted model, not a curated record. NCBI's taxonomy places the organism in Eukaryota, Metazoa, Arthropoda, Branchiopoda, Diplostraca, Daphniidae. The transcript has 6 exons. Gene Ontology annotation, molecular function: neuropeptide receptor activity; gastrin receptor activity. The coding region runs from base 732 to 2201 and encodes 489 amino acids. Gene Ontology annotation, biological process: neuropeptide signaling pathway. Gene Ontology annotation, cellular component: membrane.
GUCACCGUUAUUUUCAUCCGUAGUUUGGUUGUUUGUUUGUUUGUUUGUUUUUUUUUCGCCAUACCUUUUCCGUCAAACUUUGGAAAUAAUAGAGACGAGUAUCCAACAAAUCAGGCGGACUUCUAUGGUAGUUUGUGAGAUGUUGUGUGCGCUGUCACUCCCUUUUUUUUCCCUCCUAACUUUUUGUUUCCUCACGUGAGAAAAGUUUGGAUGAAGUUCCAUUUGUCCAACAUCAAGUGAUUCCCUUCUUUUAUUAUUUCUUUUUUUUUUUGGUGUCAAAUUAGACAAUUCAUUGUUAAUAAGAAAGUAAACAAACUCGUUUGCUUUCAAACAUUCUCAUCAACUCCCUCCUUCCCUCCCCUCCCCCCAAAAAAGAAAAGAGAGAGAAGCCUCUGCGUUAAAAGAGCUUCGUAACAUCCCUUCGAUUAAUUUCACUCUACACAAAAGACGAGUGCUUAAUUAUUACGGUAUUGUGUGGGUGCGUGCCGAAGAAGAAGGAGAAUUGCGUGUUAGUGCCUGCGUGCGUGUGUCCCUAUAGGAGUGAUCGCUAGACGACAAGAGCCAAAGAAAACAACAAAAAAUCGAAAAGUCAUCCCAAGAGUGAAAAGAUCUAUUUUUGAAAUAGAAGAUAAAAAAAAAAGAGUUUCUUUAGAUCGUAAUUGAUUAUCCAAACGGAAGAACUUGGGUAGACAGAGGGUCAAGUUCUUCAAUUGGCUCGCUAACGAGUGACGAUGCUGCUGGUAGGUAAUUCAACAACGGUUAGCGAUGGCCGGUUGGUCGAAGACGUGAACCGGUCUAUGAUUGACGCCAAGGACUACGCUGACUUUCUCCAGUAUGUCAAUAGCUUCAACUGGAGUGGCGUCGCUGACGUUGUCGACGCUAUCGAUGAUCCGUUUGCCAACUUUAUCGGCGGACUUGACGGCUCAUCUGCCAUCGCGCUCGACCCGGCCAGUUUCUGGCUCAACUUUAGCGGUCCGUUUUCCACCGUCUCCGAUGCAUCAUCCAUCUUGAAUGCAUCGGCGGUUGAUACGGUCAUUAACAGCAGCACAGCCGACUGGAUUUGGGAGGCUGGCAAACUACGCAUCCCUCUCUACAGCAUCAUUUUCCUGUUGGGCAUUACGGGCAACGUCCUGGUGAUUCUGACGAUUCUGCAGAACACGCGGAUGCGGACCGUGACCAACAUGUUCCUGCUCAAUCUGGCCAUCUCCGACUUGCUGCUGGGCGUUUUCUGCAUGCCUUUCACUCUCAUCGGUCAGCUCCUCAGGGAUUUCAUCUUUGGCGAUGUCUUUUGCAAGUUGAUCUCCUUCUUUCAAGCUGUUUCGGUCAGCGUGUCCGGCUGGACGUUGGUCGCCAUCUCGGUGGAGCGCUUCUACGCCAUUUGUCAUCCGCUGACUUCAAGAAAAUGGCAGACGAGAAGUCACGCCAGAUACAUCAUUUUGGCCGUCUGGCUCGGAUCGCUGGCCAUUAUGUCGCCUGUGGCUGUCCUGUCACAAUUGAAGCCUGUCGGUAACGACGGACGACGGAAAUGUCGUGAAGUUUGGCCCGACGACACUUUGGAGAAAACAUUUACCGUCUUUCUGGACGUCGUUUUGCUCAUCAUCCCGCUCGUCCUAAUGGUCGCCAUGUACGGAAUGAUCGUCAAUCACCUCUGGAAAGUUGAUCAAGGAGGCGGAGGGGAUGAAAGCGAAGCGGCCAUGAGUGUGACUGCUCGUAAUACUUCUGCCAACAGGAAUUCAAUCAGCCAAUCAGAGAGGCUCACGUCCAGCGCGCUCACGGUGAACGUCAAUGGAAACGGAUCGUCCACGUCACGCGCUGGCAUUUAUCGCGGAAACAAAAGAGCCACCGUGUCUGGUAGCACAGCUGGCCUGCCCGCCACGCCGAGUCUUCGACGCUGUAAUCCGGAGCACUGUUUGAAAACCAAGAGACGCGUCCUCAAAAUGCUAAUCGUCGUCGUCCUCGAGUUCUUCAUCUGCUGGACGCCACUCUACGUCGUCAAUACGCUCUCCUUCUUCGCUCCGAGGGCACUCUACGAGGGACUCGGAUACACCGGCAUCUCGCUGAUGCAGCUCCUGGCCCAGGCCAGCUGUUGCUGCAAUCCCAUCACCUAUUGCUUCAUGAGCUCGUCUUUUCGUCGAGCCUUCGUCAAGGCUUUCGGAUGUUCCAAAGUCGAAACCUUUUCGCGAUCCGUAGGGACUGUUUAGCGCUUCCGAUUGAAAAGCGAUGUCGAUCGGCGUUAAUCAACGGAAAUUACCAGGGUGUCUGUGGUAAAUGAUUUUCCGCUUUCGACCUACAAAGAUUUCUUAACGAAUUUUGUUUGUUUUACCGAAGUUUGAACUUCAAAGCAGCUUCCAACUAUAGGGAUGUUGCAUAAAAAAGUACAACGCUUAGAGCUGAGUUUCUAUUUAGAGCAGAUUUUUUCCCUCCCUUAUUUAUUCUUUUUAUUCCUUACCCAAGCAUAGUGAGAUAAUCGAAUCAAAGAUUAAUUACGAUCUAUCACGGUCGUCAUUCUCCUAGGCACAGCUGAUCAUUCUUAAUCGAUUCAAUACAUAAAUGUGUUAUACAUUUUUAAAACAUCCUAUAACCCGAUCAGUUAAUAGCUCAACGAUUCUCUUUUUUUCUCACUCAUUUCCUCUUCGUCCUUCUCUGCUUUGCUCUCCUAUACAUUCUUGCAAAGCAACAUCAAUUCAUUUCAUUGUCUGUAUUCUUUUGCUAAUAAAUACGCAUAUUCAAAACCGCUGAAGUAUAUCAUC